Halteromyces radiatus is the source of this 1061-nucleotide messenger RNA. RefSeq names its product anticodon-binding domain-containing protein. The transcript is spliced from 5 exons. NCBI's taxonomy places the organism in Eukaryota, Fungi, Mucoromycota, Mucoromycetes, Mucorales, Cunninghamellaceae. Bases 295 to 975 code for a protein of 226 amino acids. The record is from RefSeq and is a predicted model, not a curated record.
UUUUUUUUAUUUUUAUUUAUUUAUUUAUUUUAUUUUAUUAAUCAUAUCUCUUUUAUAUAUAUAUAUUCUUUUUCUUUCAAUAAGUUGAAAUUGUAUAAUUGAUUUUGAUUGACUGCCUGACUUUGAAAACGCGAUUUUAUUUAUUUUUUUUUUCCUUUCACUGUGGAUGUUUUUUUUUCCCCCAGUCUCUUUCUCUCCCUCUCUCUUUAUAUAUAUAUAUCCCUUUUUUACUUUUUAAAAUUUUCUAUUUAUCACAUUAUAUAAAAAGUAAAUAUAGAAAAAAAAAAACAGAUCAUGGAAACUGCAACACAACAACAACAACAACAACGAAGAAAAUCAGUGACAAAACAACCUAAUAUAACUGGAUCAGAAACAUCUUUUAACCAUUCAUCUACAUCUAAUAAAAAAUCACUGGAACAACUUAUUGGUCGACGCAUCAAAAUCAAAACUAACUUGAAUGAAGAAAUUGAAGGCUUGAUAUACACAUAUGAUCGUAUUACCAAUUGUAUUGCACUUGAUUGUUCAAUAGGUUCACGCCAUUCUCGUAAAAGUCUAUCGUUCCGUAUACUCAAGAUUUCUCAUAUCAAGGAACUCAUUACAGUAGCAUCCGAUGAAGCUUCUGCACCAUUACAAGAUCCUGCUGUGGCUCAUACAAGUAAAUUGACUAGCUACCUUCCUGUCAAUCAUGUCCAUCUUGAUCGUCUUGCUGCUCGUGAAGCUGAUACUGUCAAAGGUGUAAGGCAGCAAGUCGCCAAACUUGGAGUUGGUGUCACCAAAGAAGCUCAAGAUAUUUUUGAUGCACUUACCAAAACUUUACCUUGUCGUUGGUCCAAUGAUACAAUUGUCGUUAUGGAUGAAGUCAUCAUCACUCCUCCUUAUGGUAUUGAAAAUUGUAAGGCAAACGCUUCAUCUGCUGCCUCUCUUGCCCGUGUGAAAAAAGUGUUGGAAGGGGAAAGAAGACGAUUGAAAAAAUAGGAUUAGUUUUUGGAUGGAAAGGUCAAAGUGUUAGAUAUUCUUUUUUUUUUUUGAAAUAAAGGAUGAUGACUAUGAUUUGAUUGUUA